Molecule: messenger RNA, 1251 nt
Organism: Leishmania mexicana MHOM/GT/2001/U1103
Lineage: Eukaryota; Euglenozoa; Kinetoplastea; Trypanosomatida; Trypanosomatidae
Exons: 1
Coding region: 1-1251 (416 amino acids)
Source: RefSeq, a predicted model, not a curated record
AUGUCGGCCCCGCAGCAGCAGCAGUUGGAGGCGAACGGUGAUCGCAUGGCCGCCGCACGCGCCAAGGCGGAGGCUGCCCGCACGGCCGCUGAGCGCCGUCGCUCCAUGAACAGUAACUCUCGAGAACGCAGCGACUCCCCUGACAUCCAUGACACGCCAACCCCGCUCAGGGGUGCGAGACAGCAGCGCAGCAGCAGUGGUCUCGCCAAUGGCGGUAUUGUGGCGCCUGGUGGGGAUAUCGGCAAAGACCGUCGGGGCAGCAGCGUUUCUGCCUUCGGCACCUCCUACACCUCGCACUCCGGCGCGAAGAACGCGGCGGAACCGCAGACGCCGGAGGAAUACGCGGCGGCGAUUGAGGAGAUGCGCCAGGAGUACGAGCGCAUUACCAUGAAGGACGAGGAACUAGAGGAGCGCCUCCAGCUGUACAGCGAGGUGGUGGGUCUGCGCAAGGAGCUGGUGGUAGCGCAGGAGGACGAGGCGCGCCUUCGCCAGCAGCUGGCCGCGACCGAGGCUGUAAUUGCUUCGAGCGACCCGACAGUGGAGAAGGUGGUGUCCAUCUGUGAGGAAGAGGCCCAGCAGUCCGCGCUGCAGAAGUUGUGGAUGGCGGAGUCCGAGUGCCAUAACCCUGACACCAUGGAGUGGGUCGAGAUCGACGUCAAGAACCUGCGCGUGCGCGUUGACGCGGCGCACAAGAAGUUUAUGGCGGCGGCUGAGAAGGCCGACUGCCUGUACCGGCAGCAGGAGGCGGCCAUCAACGAGACGACGGACGCCCGCGAGCGUGAAAGGAUGACCAUUGCGGAGAACCACGAGCAUGAGAUGGAGGGUCUCAGCGAGGCCCGCAUCCACGCCCGCCAGGUAGCCACAGAGCGGCACUUUCACCUUCAUCGCGGUACGGCCCAGGCCCCGCCGGUGGUGUUAACAAAGGAUAAAAAGCGCACGACGCGUCAGCGCCGCGUCGACGAGGUCGAGUUCCGCACCACCGCGCAGGUAGGCAAGAUGAAAGACGAGCUGACGGAGCUGAUGGAGCAGGUGAAGGUGCUCAAGCGUCACCUGGACGACUCCCGUCAUGUGACAGAGGAAAAGCGCCGCGGGUACGAGGCGUCCCUAAAGGCCGUCGAAGAGGAGGGCUCCGAGGCGCGGGAGAUGAAGGAGAGUCUGCUGAAGGAGGAGGAGGAACUGAAGGAGCUCAAGGCAGACCUCCAGGCUGUGCUGCACUACGUGCGCGCCAAGAAUCGCGAGGACUGCUGGUGA